AUGGCUUGGUUCCUCGACUUUGUGAAACGCGUCUCCACCCCUUUCAACUCGUCCGCGGCCCCUGUCACCACUGAAAGCCAGCCUAUAAAGUUUGGAAUCCUUGGAGCAGCUGCUAUUGCUCCUCCGGCACUCAUCUCUCCCGCAAGCACCCACCCAGAAGUUCAGGUUUAUGCCGUCGCUGCAAGGGACCAGAAGAGAGCCGAGGCGUUUGCAAAGAAGUAUGGAAUUGAGAAGGCUUAUGGAGGUUCUACAGGGUAUCAACAACUCCUUGAUGACCCAGAGGUCGAAGCCGUUUACAACCCUCUACCCAAUGGUCUUCAUUACGAGUGGACAAUGAAGGCUCUGGCAGCCGGGAAGCAUGUUCUUCUCGAAAAGCCAGCAGCUUCGACGGCAGAGGAGACGCGUGAAAUGUUCAAGCUCGCAGAAAGCAAAGGCCUCAUCCUCAUGGAAGCUUUCCACUACCGAUUCCACCCUGCAGUGCAAAGACUCAAAGCGAUCGUUGAUGGCGGGGAACUUGGUGCUGUGAAGCAUAUCUCGACUAGUCUCGCCAUUCCCAAAGGCAUCAUGGGGCCUGGAGAUAUCAGGUACAAGUAUGAGUUGGGUGGAGGUGCGCUCAUGGAUAUGGGAUGCUACACCCUGAGCUGUCUGCGGUACCUAUCCUCUUCCGAGCCGAUUUCUAUAGAAUCCGCUACUCACGAGGUUUACGUGCCCCCUUCCCCACCAUCAGAUUACGUCCGGAAUGUGGACCGCAGAACGGUUGCCGAGCUCCUCCUUCCAAAGGGCGUUACGGGCACUAUCACUUGUGAUCUGGCCAUGCCCCCUACCCUCGGGGUCAUUCCAAAGAUACCACAGAUCAGCGCUGUGGUAAAAUGUGAGAAUGGGGAGGUUGAGUUGUUCAACUUUGUCGCGCCUGCGAUGUAUCAUUGGCUUAAAGUAAAAGUGGUUGACGGGAAUGGGAAAGCUAAGACGAGGACAGAGAAGGUGUACAAGUUUGAGGGAGAAGAGAAAGGGAAAGAAUGGUCUACGUAUCGGUAUCAGUUGGAGGCGUUUGUGGACCAAUUGAAAGGAAGAACGCCGCAGACGUGGAUUACAAAGGGGGAUUCUGUGGCGAACAUGGAAUGGAUUGAACAGAUUUACGAAAAGACGGGAUUAGGGAGUCGACCCAAGUCUAGAGUGACGUCGUGA
Messenger RNA from Laccaria bicolor S238N-H82, 1185 nucleotides. RefSeq lists its product as uncharacterized. The transcript has 5 exons. Gene Ontology annotation, molecular function: nucleotide binding. Bases 1 to 1185 code for a protein of 394 amino acids. NCBI's taxonomy places the organism in Eukaryota, Fungi, Basidiomycota, Agaricomycetes, Agaricales, Hydnangiaceae. The record is from RefSeq and is a predicted model, not a curated record.